ACAGGUUGUACAUCAAUUAACACGAAUUAGCUGGAAAUACGAUCUAUCGAUAAAAUAAAGUGGUCGAUGAACAAUGAACUAAAUAACAUAUCAAAGGUGGGAAAUUUUAUUCGGUCAGAAGCGGGUGCGGUGCGUGAGGUCAGCAGUUAAGAGAUCUCUUUUGUCAGAGAGAAGAGUCGUCGAGCGGAUACACGUUUAGUCGCGCCCUCGAGCUUGCUCACACCAUCGUUCGUGACGAUUAUACGUUCUACUGAACGUAUUUCUCGUUCUCCGGACCUCGGCCGGACCACAUUAUCUAACUCAACUUCGAUUGGAGAUCAUUAACUCGUUCUUUCCAAUUUGUGUCAUUUCAAUAUUAAAUAGAAAUCAUGAAAUACUCGAUACUGUUGAGCUUAUUAAUCACUUGCUUGAUUUGCUCACCAAGUGUUCAUUGUGGGACACGACCGAGUUUUGUCUCUGACGAGAUGAUCGCAACAGCAGCCAGCGUGGUGAAUGCUUGCCAAACACAGACAGGAGUGGCAACAGUGGAUAUAGAGGCAGUGAGGAAUGGUCAAUGGCCUGAAACACGUCAAUUAAAGUGUUACAUGUACUGUUUAUGGGAACAAUUUGGAUUGGUGGACGACAAGAGAGAACUCAGUUUGAACGGCAUGCUCACAUUUUUCCAAAGAAUACCAGCAUACAGGGCUGAAGUUCAGAAAGCGAUCAGCGAGUGCAAGGGGAUCGGUAAAUAUUUGGCCAAAGGCGACAACUGCGAAUACGCGUACAGAUUUAACAAAUGUUACGCGGAAUUGUCUCCACGGACGUAUUAUCUGUUUUAAUCGAGUUUCAUCUGAGCCAAAAAAAA
This is a messenger RNA of Apis mellifera (honey bee), 844 nucleotides long. RefSeq names its product odorant binding protein 10 (gene Obp10). Lineage: Eukaryota; Metazoa; Arthropoda; Insecta; Hymenoptera; Apidae. Gene Ontology annotation, molecular function: odorant binding. The record is from RefSeq and is a predicted model, not a curated record. The transcript has 6 exons. The coding region runs from base 369 to 818 and encodes 149 amino acids.